CGCCUUAAAUUUUCAGAACUUUUUGUCUCAUUGGCCGAGUAGUUUGUGCGUGUAGAACGUAAACUGAUAAGAUUGGAAGCGCACGUCGUGAUUUCGGUAGAGUGAUAAAACAAAGAGCUAGCAAAUCGGAGCCAGCGAACGAACUAACGAGCGGUGCAUUUAAGCCAUUACAACAUUCCAGUACAAGAUGGCCACCAAGGUGAAGAUUGGCAUUAUCGGAGGAUCCGGGUUGGACGACAGUCAGAUUAUUGAGAAUCGUUCCGAACGCGUGGUAAACACACAUUUCGGCAUACCGUCCGAUGUGCUUAUCGAGGGCAAGAUUGCCGGCGUUGACUGUGUGCUGCUGGCACGCCACGGAAGAAAUCAUUCGAUUAUGCCCUCGAACGUAAACUAUCGGGCCAACAUUUGGGCACUGAAAACGCUCGGCUGCACGCAUGUGAUCGUGUCGACGGCAACCGGUUCGCUGAAGGAAGAGAUACACCCGGGCGAUAUCGUGAUUCCGGACAACUUUAUCGACCGCACAACGAAGCGCGUGCAAACGUUUUACGACGGCAAUGAGCUGCUGUCGGGCGUGUGUCACAUCCCGAUGGAACCGGCGUUCUGCAACCGUACGCGCGAUGUGCUGAUCGAGACGGCCCGCGGCAUAGGGCUCGGUGUGCACGAGAAGGGCACGGUGGUGACGAUUGAGGGGCCACGUUUUUCAAGCAAAGCGGAAAGCAACCUGUUCCGCCAGUGGGGUGCCGAUCUGGUUAACAUGACGCUCGUACCGGAGGUGGUGUUGGCGAAGGAGGCUGGCCUCUGCUAUGCCGCGAUUGCCAUGGCGACCGAUUACGAUUGCUGGAGAGAGACGGGUGAGGACGUGAAUGUGGCGGAUGUGUUGGCAACGUUUAAGAAGAACGUAACCAAGGUAACGGAUCUGAUUAUUAACGCCAUACCGAAGGUGGCGGCACUCGAUUGGACGGAUACGAUCGAAGAGCUGGGGAAGACGGUCAACACCAGCAUUAUGCUGCCGCACUCUAACUAAAUAUGCUCAGAACACACCAAAUGUAUGCCGUACACAGAGGACGAAUAAUGCUCGAGCUCGAUCUUACUCAGACGCCACUGUCCAGGAAUUCAUGUUGAUGAUGAUCACCUCAAGACCAGGGGGAAGCGGAAAGGUAGCUGAUGUCGGAAGUAAACGGGAAGACGGGGGAAAACCAAUCGUAUGCCUAGUCAAUUGCAAUCUUUCUCUGCCAUAAGUUCCGACCCGGUACAGGCGCAGGAGGGCCCUCUGUGAAAGCCUGUGCUUAUUUUCAAAUGGAAAGCAAUACAAACAAUCCCCUUUCAAGCACAAAACAUAAGUAUGAAUAUCUCGCAGUAUGUGCAGUGUUUCGAAUAAUAAAUCAUUUUUAAAGGCA
Messenger RNA from Anopheles stephensi (Asian malaria mosquito), 1397 nucleotides. RefSeq names its product S-methyl-5'-thioadenosine phosphorylase. Lineage: Eukaryota; Metazoa; Arthropoda; Insecta; Diptera; Culicidae. Gene Ontology annotation, cellular component: cytosol. Gene Ontology annotation, biological process: nucleoside metabolic process. The record is from RefSeq and is a predicted model, not a curated record. The transcript has 2 exons. The coding region runs from base 188 to 1024 and encodes 278 amino acids. Gene Ontology annotation, molecular function: S-methyl-5-thioadenosine phosphorylase activity.